AUGAAUAAUCCGAGUGGACAACAAGAUGUCAAGAUGUAUUUCAAAGGUAGUGUUCAAAAUGUUGAAGCAAGUCCAAAGGUACAAACAGCUUUCAGUGCAGAAAGCUCAUCGGGAUCAAUUAACCAAAGCCCGAAUAGUAGCAGUGGAUUUUCUCCAUACUCGAAUGUUAAUCCAAAUGUUUCAACCUCAAGUUAUCAGUCUCAGUGCUCAAACAAUGGAAAUGGUUAUGUGAUACAGUGCAACCUAGCGUUGCAACUUCAGAAUCGUCAAAGUUUCUCUGAAGAGGUUGCUAAAAGUCAUAUGGCUUUACUUGCUACGGUGUUAGAAUCGUAUGAAGGUUUGAUAGUUCAAGAACCGGAUUUGAUGAAAGAAUGGAUGGGCAUGUUUGCUAAUGUUGAGAUAAGACAAGAUGAAGAGUCUGUGUAUUCAGAAGAAAGUUCAGAAAAGACACAAGUUUUUGAUGAUUCAUCAACUGAUAACAGUGAUGAUGAAGAAGAAAUGCAUAUAAACAUUGGAAAAUCUCAAUUAUCUCCUGAAACAAAAGAUCAGAAAAAGGCAAGAUGCGAAAAGGAUGCUCAGAUAGAGAAGGUUGAACAAAAUGAAGGAGUUACAGUUGAUGAAAAACUAGUUGAAGUGGAGAAGGAGGUUGAAAUUGAGAAAGUAGUUGAAGUUGAAAAGAUUUUUGAAGUUGAAAAAGUCGUUGAGGUUACAAAACCGUGUUUAAAAUGUUUGGAAUCUUGCAAACAAUGUGAAGAAAAGGAUGAGAAGUAUAGUGAGCUUGACAAGAUGAAGGAGAAAUUAUUGUUUGAUUUAAACUAUGUGAAAGAGUCAUAUGAUGGGUUGAACAGAACGGUGAAUAGUCAGCAAAAGACAAAUUCAGAAAGAGAAGAUGCAUUGGUAAUGAUGAAUGCGGUGAUGAUGUCUACGCAGAAGGCUAUCAAUCACUACAUUGAAGAGUGUUUUGAAGCAUUUAAGGAUGAAAAGAAGACCGAAGAAAAGGAUACUGUUUCUAUGAGUGUGGAAAGGGAAGGUUCAUCUGCUCCAAAACGCCAAAAACCCAAUGAGCAACGAAAGAAGCCAACAAGAGAACAUGGCGAGGGGAGGUUGAGAGUGAGAAUAAAUGUGCACACAGUUAAGGCCCAGGACGCCAAUAAGAGGAAGUCCUUAAGUCAGGAUGUUAAGGUUGAGGAAGAACCAUAUUAUGAGUUCAAUGGGGCUAGGGUUUUGUCAAGAGUAAAACCUAAAAACUUGACUGGUAGGUUUAUAAAUCUAAACCAAAAUCAAAGACAGCCAGUAGAGAAAAUGGGGUUUGGUGCUGCGCUAAAGUUGAAAAUCAACAGCGUACCGACAAUGCUUGGGUACUGGUUGGUUAAAAUUUACAAUGAAAAGACAAACAACCUAAAUGUUGGCAACCAUACCAUACAUAUCAAUGAAGAAUUAAUAAACUCUUUAACGAAUAUACCGGAUGGAAUGGUGCCCGUGCAGGGGAAAAAAAGUCAACAACUAAAGACCAUGUAG
Molecule: messenger RNA, 1518 nt
Organism: Helianthus annuus (common sunflower)
Lineage: Eukaryota; Viridiplantae; Streptophyta; Magnoliopsida; Asterales; Asteraceae
Product: interaptin-like
Exons: 6
Coding region: 1-1518 (505 amino acids)
Source: RefSeq, a predicted model, not a curated record